CAAAAGGCGUAAUUAUAAUGAGCUACAAAUUUGACAACAAGCUCAAAAAAAUUCCCAUAUAUGUUCCUCUUACUUCAAAGGUGCAACAUCUAUAUAAAGCAAGAAGAUGGCCAAAUUAAACAUCUAACAAUAUAUAUACUUAUUUCCUUUAUUUAAAGUUAGAAUUACAAUAUGAAACUUCUCUCAUUUAUAUUUUUCACUAUUUUGUGCCUCACAACAUUUUCGAAUUGUUAUGAUGAAAGAGGCCAACAUCCUCUUCAGAUGCUGCUAAGGUCGAAAAUCUUGUCACAACAUCAAUAUCUUCCAGAUGUGGAUUUAUCAAUCGAGCAAUCCGAGGUGUAUGUAGCAUGCCAAAAGGGCAAGAAAGAAGCUGACAAAAUCGAAGAGUUGCCGGGACAGCCAUCUGUCAACUUUAGCCAGUAUUCGGGUUAUGUUACUGUUGACCCAAAAGCUGAAAGAGCCUUGUUUUAUUAUUUUACAGAGUCGGAGGACCCGGAAAAUACACCUUUAGUGUUGUGGCUAAAUGGAGGCCCCGGUUGCUCUUCACUUGGAGCGGGAGCAAUGUCAGAACUUGGACCAUUUCGGGUCAACCGGGAUCGAAAUACACUACAGUGUAACGAAUAUGCGUGGAACAAAGUUGCAAAUGUUUUGUUCUUGGAGUCACCUGCUGGCGUUGGGUUUUCAUACUCAAACAGAACGUCAGAUUAUGUUACGGGCGAUGCAAAGACAGCGAAAGAUACUUAUGUCUUCUUAGUUAACUGGCUCGAAAGGUUUUCCGACUAUAAAAAUCGAGCAUUAUACUUAGCGGGAGAAAGUUAUGCUGGUCAUUAUGUACCUCAGCUGGCUAGUUUAAUAUUGGAUCAUAACAAGAUCAAGAAGCCUACCAUCCUUCACUUGAAAGGGAUUAUCAUUGGGAAUGCUGAUAUUGACGAAUCAGAUUGGCAUACGGGCACUUAUGAUUAUUUGAGGACUCAUGCACUUAUACCUUAUGAAACUCACAAGGGCAUCAUACAAAAUUGCAAUUUUUUUUUCAACACCAAAUUUUCAAGUGCCUGCAUAAGUUACAUCAGGAUGGUCGAUGAACAAAUUGGCAACAUCAACUUAUAUAAUAUUUAUGCGCAUUUAUGCAACCUCUCUUCAAGUGCUCCAUUGCAAAUGUCAAAUUCUGAUCCAUGCUUAAUCAAGUAUGUAUCCACCUAUUUAAAUAAACUUGAAGUGCAAAAGAGUCUUCAUGUGAAUUUGAUUGAGGGAAAGCCCAGGCCAUGGAGUGAGUGCAGCAAAACAGUAAAUAGUAAUUGGACUGGUACAGCUAUCACAAUAUUACCUAUCAUUAAGAAGCUGAUUGCUAAGGACGUCAGAGUUUGGAUCUACAGUGGAGAUGUAGAUUCUGCGGUUUCUGUGACAUCAACAAAGUUAUCAUUGAACAAAAUUAAUGCUUCUAUUCAAGUUCCAUGGUAUCCUUGGCACACUUAUGGUGAUGAUGAGGUUGCAGGUUACGCGGUUGGAUAUAAAAAACACUUGACUUUUGCCACUGUAAGAGCUUCUGGGCAUUUGGUGCCGCGUGACCAGCCCAAAAAUGCGCUUACUUUGUUUGCCUCCUUUUUGGAGGGAAAAUUGCCACCGGAAAAAAAACAAGAAAUAGUUUAGUUUUAUACGUUUUGUUAUGUGCGUGAAAUAAGGUUAGAACCACAAAAUAAAUGUAUAAGUAAUCUAUAUAUAUAUAUAAUUACUAGCUAUGGCAUUUAAGAAAACCUCAUAAAUAAAACCUCUAAAUUUUCCCUCCAUUUUCG
Molecule: messenger RNA, 1790 nt
Organism: Striga asiatica
Lineage: Eukaryota; Viridiplantae; Streptophyta; Magnoliopsida; Lamiales; Orobanchaceae
Source: the annotation of a GenBank genome assembly